ACGACCAACACGUGGUAUGUGCUGUGGUGUUAACACAUUGAUCUGCUGCUCGUUUUUUGUGCAAGGAGUCGUGUUUACAAAGUAGUAAUAAGUGAAAAAGUACAAGUGUAUGUAACAGUAAAAUAAGUUGCAGUGCCAGGUCGAGGUUUUCAGAACAGGCAGUACUGAUAGUCACCAACAUGUGGACAAGAAGAAGAAAUCAGUUCUCACGCCAAAACGGAUGGCAGCACGAGGCGUGGCUGAAGGUGCUCUGCUGACAAACACGCCUGACCAAGACCCCGAACCAUCAACGUAACAAAAAGCACUUGAGGACAAAGGGAGAAAAUACAGCGAAGAAACUAACACAAUCUGACCACACAGAAGAUAAAUGUGCAACACUGACAGGUUUCUUGCUAUUGAGAUAUCUCCAAGGUUGCCAUGCCGCAGAAUUGUAGAAUCGGCCUAUAGAGUACAGCACAUGCAAGAACCUGUAAAUUCUCAUUUCCACGCUAGAUGUCAGAUUCAUACGGUUGCCACAGCCAGGGCGGAGCGCUCCUCGAAUGCAGUGUAGGUCUACCAACAUGGUGACGCAAAUGGAUGGUGCGUUUGAAGACAGCUGAGUUAGAUGUGUGUACCGAGUUCUGUGAUGCUGAAUUGGGUCCGAGAUGAUUUUCUGAUUUCAUCAGUUUUCUGAGGUGUAGUAACUGGAAGAGAGUGGUAACUUGAGAACAGCAAUGGCCAUUUCAAUCCUUCAAAAGUUGGCGUGGGCUGCAAGCUUCAUUCUGUCCUCAUGGAUGAUUACAGGGGUUCAGACUGAACUGUAUACGUGUCUAGCAGACAUGGAGGAAUUGCUGGAAACCGAAGCUCUUCUUAUAAGGACUCUGAAUGGUUAUAUUCAGGCAGAGGAAGAAAAGUUACAGAUGUUAAGAAGGCACGCCGCAGAUUAUGCAAGAGAACACGAGGAAGCCAGUGAAGAUGUUCAAAGCUAUUUGUCAAAUCCCAUUAAUGCAUACUUGUUGGUAAAACGUCUCACUACUGACUGGAAGGAAGUGGAGACGCAGAUGGUAGAUGAUGUUGGCAAAGUUUUUAUACAGAACAUCACAAAAUUCCGAGAUGUACUCAAAUUCCCAUCAGAUGAGGAUUUAAACGGAGCAGCCGUGGCACUUACCAGACUGCAGGACACGUACAAGUUGGACACUGCUUCUGUUGCAAGAGGGGAAUUGAAUGGCAUUCAGUACAGCACGGAGCUGUCAGCUGGGGAUUGCUUCGAGCUUGGCCGUCAGUCUUACAACAACGGUGAUUACUAUCAUACCGUACUGUGGAUGACUGAGGCGUUACAACGCUAUGAAGACGAGAACAAUAAAACAACAACAAAAUCUGAUAUCCUUGAAUAUUUGGCUUUCUCAACUUAUAAGGAAGGGAAUGUCCAUCGAGCUUUGAAAUUGACAAAUGAAUUACUGGACAUAGUUCCAAGUCACCAGCGAGCUCUUGGCAACAAAGUAUAUUAUCUGCAAGAUAUUGAGAAGGCAUCGAAGGAGCAGAAGAGAGGAGAUGACGGAACAGCAGCUGUUCAAAGUGACCAAAUUCCCGUGGCAGAGAAUAAACAGCAUCUUCCUGAACGAGAUGUCUAUGAGAUGCAUUGUCGCCUUGAGCACAUCAUGCCAGCUUCUAUAUCGUCAAAACUGAAGUGCCGAUAUACCAGCAAUGGUAACGCGUUUCUCCGACUUGCACGAGUGAAAGAAGAGGAGGCUUACCUUAAACCAUUGAUCUUAAUCUACCACGACGUAAUUUACGAUGAUGAAAUUGAAACUAUUAAAAAGUUGGCAAUGCCUAGGUUUAAGCGUGCCACGGUACAGAACUCCAAGACUGGGGAACUGGAAACUGCGAACUACCGCAUUAGUAAGUCAGCCUGGCUGAGGGAUGACUAUCACCCUCACGUAGCUGCCGUGAACAGACGCGUGGAAGAUAUCACGGGCCUGACAGUAAAUACUGCCGAAGAGCUGCAGGUUGUCAACUAUGGUAUUGGGGGCCACUACGAACCUCACUUUGACUUUGCGAGGAAAGAAGAAAGUAAUGCAUUUAAGAGUCUAGGAACUGGUAACAGAAUAGCCACAUUUUUAUUUUAUAUGAGUGACGUCUCUCAAGGAGGUGCCACAGUGUUUCCACAGAUUAAUGUUGCGCUGAGACCUGAGAAGGGUGCGGCGGCAUUCUGGUACAAUCUCCAUCGUAGUGGAGAGGGGGACAUGGACACCCGACACGCUGCCUGUCCUGUACUUACCGGUUCCAAAUGGGUUUCCAACAAAUGGCUGCAUGAACGUGGACAAGAAUUCAAAAGGCCGUGCGGUCUUACAUUUGAUACGGCUUAAAACCUGCGUGUGAGUCGGCGUAGUUUCAGUUUUUGAUUCUUUAUGAGUGACACUGUCACAGGUUAGAGAUUGUUGACCUAUUAAUGUGAUAGCGGAGCCUGUUACAGUGCGCGUAAUCAGAAUUAAAUAGCGCCAGAUGUAUCCCUACUCCCCCAUACAUCUUUGUGGUUUGGCGCUUAAUUAAGCACAAAGACAGCUUUGCCAUUUUGUGUAUUUCCCCAGAGUCAGAAAUUAAGAUUAAUUAGUUAUUAUUUAUACUUACGCAUUAUUGUGCCAUACUGGUGAAAAACUGCACCAGAACUAUAAAUGCGUCUCAGAUGUUGUUACUGUCUGUUGUAAAGUGAAGACAUUAAGUCUGUCCUUUAUCCAAAGAUGGAAACCGAUUGGUAUGUAAUUAUGAGUAAUAAUUCCAUUUUUACUGAAAAGAAGAGCAGUUUUUUGUAUUCCUCCAUGUGUUUGAUGAAGUCAUUAUUGCCUUUCAUAUUGCUAAGGUAAUGCAACAGGAACUUCGAUAAAUGAAGCACAAAAUAAACCCAGCGUGCUUUAGUAAAUUAAUAAUCUCAGUUUGUAAUUCUGUGAAAUAACACUCAUAGAUGUUCUAAGAUGUAAUUUUUGUUAUUAAUAAGUACCGUAAGUCUGAAGGGAUCAGUGUUAUCAAUCGAUAAAGAAAUUUAAUAAAAAUGCGAGAAGAUUA
Zootermopsis nevadensis is the source of this 3039-nucleotide messenger RNA. Lineage: Eukaryota; Metazoa; Arthropoda; Insecta; Blattodea; Termopsidae. The record is from RefSeq and is a predicted model, not a curated record.